CCAUGCUGGCUCAAGCCAGGGUCAAGGCGUGUCUCGGGUCGCUGCGAUUCCAGAUCGAUCGGCCCCGUUGGUGUUGUCGCCCCGAUGGCUGUUGCAAAACGAGUGGGCAGGUUUGUCAUGUAUUUGAGUGCAGGCGUCUCUACUGGUCACGCAGCGUCGUACCCUGCCAAGGCUAUCAUAUCACAUGUUCAGUGUGCGGUAUGCAAGAUGGCCAUGAAGGAGGUCAGGAAUCAUGUCAAGGAAACUCAGAUCGACGACGAAGAUUCACUUACGGAUUAUAUUGAGUACAUGUGUCUCCCUAAAAAGAACGAGGGCAAAUGGCUUCUGAAGCUAGAUAUUUCGCGAGACAAGCCAGACGCGCAGUUGUCAAUCGUGAAGCAGGACAAGGUCGGCAAAUGCAACGAGGAGUGCAGAAUGUUGCAAGUAGCAUGCUACACUGCCAUCGAUGGCAAAGAGGAGUCCAUAGUGUCUAUGCUUCGGGAAUCUGCUGGGCUCGCGAAGAUGCAGAAUAAGAUUUGUGACAAGCCAUGUAGCGCUAAAAGCAUUAAACAGUUGGAGGAGUGGAAGGAUGAGAAGUUUGAGGAGGACAAAGAUGCGGAGAUUAAUUCUCUCCUUGAUAGUAUGAAGGGCAUGCCUGGCAUGGAGAAUAUGAAGAUGUACAAGCCUGGUGACCUAGAAAAGGAAAUGAAGGACAUGAAGGAAGAGCUGUAG
This is a messenger RNA of Prorocentrum cordatum, 711 nucleotides long. Lineage: Eukaryota; Dinophyceae; Prorocentrales; Prorocentraceae. The record is from the annotation of a GenBank genome assembly.